Dibothriocephalus latus is the source of this 252-nucleotide messenger RNA. The record is from the annotation of a GenBank genome assembly. NCBI's taxonomy places the organism in Eukaryota, Metazoa, Platyhelminthes, Cestoda, Diphyllobothriidea, Diphyllobothriidae.
AUGGAAAGUGCGUCGAAUUCGUCCGCUCGUUUCCAAUUCCUCUUCUUAUGUUGGGAGGCCCUAUCCAAUGCCACCGACGACGAGCUCAUCGACUUAGCCGCCAUUCUCGGCUUCACGGGUAUGAUGAAUCAGGUUCAGUUCCACGCCAGUAUCGAAAAUCGCUCUCAGGAGGGUGGCGGCUUCUCGGGCGUGGCCAAGGCGGAGAAGUUCAAGCUCGUGCCGGAUGAACCGCCCAACAUGACAGACGUCGAG